UAAAUAGCAACCCCGAUCUAAACCAUAAACACAUUUUCCGCAGUCCUUCCCCAAAUUACCUAAUCCAACGGAUCUCUGUCUCCCGCUUCCCGGUGUCCACGGGCGCUAACACAUUUGGUGGCAAGCGCUAGCGGGCGCCACUCCACUGUCGCCAAGCAGCCUGAUUAGUGAUCAAUAAAUGUUGCUCUGCUGGGGGAUUACAGCGUCUUACUAAUCCCGGUUUCACCAGAUUAAUUGUUCGGUCUCUCACUUGUACCACCACCGGCGACCCGUGCAACCUCAUCCCUGCUCCCAGUUAAAUCGCGGAAAAAUAAUACUGACCCCUCGCCGUCCAUGCAAUAUACGCGUAUUUCGAGGGGGCUGAAGAAUUCUCAGUGUCAUUAAGACCAACUGAUUGGCCAUUGAUCAAGAUCACGCACAGCCAGGCCCGAUUCGGCGCACCAUUCUCGGCGCACGCACUAAAAAAAUCAUACGAGGGAACAGAACUAGACCGCGCCGGAACCAAGUUGCUGGGCACUUGGUUGAAGUUUAAAAUUCAGUGAACAAUCCAAUCAGCAAGAUGCGGAAGCAUCCCACAAUUAUUAAAUAAGUUACUGCCCGCGUGGCGAGUAUCUACAUAAUAACAGAGAAUAAUUAUAUAUCACAACACACUUUGGAUCCGUGAGAUCUCCCUGUGAUGUUUGAGAGAUGUCUAUGGGCAGAAAUGGUUGAUCGAAAAGAUUGAAACCAGAAAAGAGGACGAAAGAUUUAAAAAUAUACAUUAUUGAUUGCCCUGGCCCAAAUUUGAGGAACAAAACUCUUCUUCUGAAGCAAGAUUUCCUCUUCUAAAAUGGAUAUUUUAACCUAAUUUCCCUCCUCAACCUCUGACCCUUCCUAAUUAACAGUUCAAUGGAUGCACAUUGCGUGAAACAAAAGAAGUAACAAGAUAUCAAUCGCAUAGUCAGCCCACUCGAUAGGAAAGAGGACGUCAAGGGCAAGAAACAAUCUCGAAAGGUCUUCAGUAAUACAAUUGCCCGUUCCGCUGGAACCAAAUACAGGUGGGAGCAGUUUUGCUUGCUGGGCUCGGGUAGAGUUAGAGAGACAUAAACAUACUAAACUACAGAAUUUUAAUCAGGAACUGGCGAUCUAAUUCAAGCUCACUACACUACGAUAUAUGAACCUUCCACCGCGUUGUCGGGCCCCUCUACUAUAGGUAGAUUAAAUUGCUCAUGAGUCGUUGUGUCAGGCGCUUAUAAGUCUUGCACAAGCCAGGCUCGUUUGACAUAAAGGUAUUUGUUUUUGCUUGUUCUUUUGUUGUGGAGGAUAAACAUGUAUGGAUGACGACAUCGAUUAAAUAUAUGUCAGUCAAAUUGAACCGACAUUGCUAAAGGCACAGACGGUUAUAACAAAACAAAUUCGAAUUUGCCUAAUAUGCAAGUAUAAUUACCAAAUAGCCUGCAACAAAAUUGCUACUUUGUAUGUAUGUACAUAUAUGUAUGUACAUCCCUUCUCCCAUUUACACUUUGGCUGUUGGCGUGCGAUUACCUCUUACAGUAACCACUGUCGCCACCCUGGAAUCAUGGAUAUUGGGACAGUGAAUCAACAAACAUCUCGAAUACAUAGAAAAGACUUAUCCAGGUAUACGUACAAUAUUGCUCGAUAUCAUGGAUUUCACAAUGACGGUUCUAUCUGUAUUUACCGCUUUCGGUGCCCUCGCGAUCUUAUACGUCUUUAUCAAAGUUUGCCACGUCCUCUACAUAUUCUGCCACCCUUCCACCCUUCCAAAAUACCUAGAUAAAACUAAAGGCUCGUAUGCGCUAGUCACGGGCUCCACGGAAGGGAUAGGGACUGCCUUUGCCAGAGAGCUCUGCAAAUAUGGCUUCAACAUCGUUCUUCACGGCAGAAACCCGGAGAAACUAUCGCGUAUCGAGAAUAAUCUCAAGCAUGAAUUCCCGCACAUCAAAUUCCGACAAUUCAUCUUCGACGCCUCCCAGCCCACCGAAUCUCUCGAAAAAGUUGUUGACAGAAUGUUCAAUGAUAUCCCCCUCACAGUCCUCGUGAACAACGUAGGUGGAACAGCUGGUCAGACAAGUUCGCAGUUCAUGACUUUGAAGGACCAUACGAAUGAAGAGGUAGACCGCGUCAUUAACGUAAACAUGCGCUUCAUGACGCAGUUGACGCGUGUGCUCCUUCCACAUCUCGAGCGCAACUCUCCAGCACUCAUCAUAAACAUCUCAUCCGUAUCCUCUAUCGGCAUGCCGUAUUUGACCAUCUAUGCCGCCACUAAGGCGUACAUCCAGUCGUUCACUAACGGGUUGAAUAUGGAAAUGAAGGCUGAGGGCAAACACAUCGACGUGAUGUCCAUGGUCGUCGCGAGCACGCAGACGGCUGGAAACCCUCGGAGACUCAGUUUCUUCGUUCCGACGGCUGAUAAAAUUGCGAGGUCCUCUCUAGCGCGAGUUGGCUGUGGGGGGGUGUCAGUAACCCCAUACUGGCGACACUGGCUCCAGAAAUUGACGGUUGAUAUUCUCCCUGAGAAAAUGGUGCAGUGGUUGGUCGUUUACAAUAUUGAGCCUCUCAAGGGGGAGUCUGAUCAAGAACUCGAGUGGAGUAAAGGAACAGCACAGAAACCACCCAAGGGAGGUGGCUAAUUUCUUUUCCCAAAGAAAUUUCUCUGGGGUAGCUUGAGCACACAAUACGAUUAGUGUAGCAACUAAGCUAUUAACUAGUGAAGAGAUAUCAACCAAUAAUUUUUGUUGAUACAUAUUCACGAUCUCAUGUUUUCUGCUCUAAGUGUACGCAGUAUGCAUGUAAUGCCAGAUACCAACCGAGGCCUAACCCAGGCCUAACCCAGGCCUAAUCCUAGUGUAUUCAGGCCUAUAUUAAGGUUUACAUUUAAGCAAAUCACACACGCCUAUAAAUUAGCACUGAAGAAGUCUGAGAGAAAUACUUCUCUUCUCUUUACUUCUUCAGUGAUUAGCCCCAGCCCCAUAUCUAAAAGUUAGGCAAUAGAGCAUCGAACACCACAAAGCCACUGCUCCUUGGCACACCAAAUCAGACUUGGCGUACUAGUGACCCUGCUAGGAGCA
Messenger RNA from Blastomyces dermatitidis ER-3, 3068 nucleotides. RefSeq names its product short chain dehydrogenase/reductase. Gene Ontology annotation, molecular function: oxidoreductase activity. Lineage: Eukaryota; Fungi; Ascomycota; Eurotiomycetes; Onygenales; Ajellomycetaceae. Bases 1644 to 2630 code for a protein of 328 amino acids. The record is from RefSeq and is a predicted model, not a curated record. The transcript has 2 exons. Gene Ontology annotation, cellular component: endoplasmic reticulum.